AUGCAUAUUAUAGUGGAAAGCCGUGAAAUUCAGUAUCUACAACGCACCCGUGCGAAGCUGGGGCGGAGCGCGUACGCGUCGCAGUCGUCUCUGCCGUGGAACAUGACCUUCGUCUACCCGGAGGCGUUCAGGGAUGAGACCGUGGUCGACGACUACCAUGGCACGAAGAUUCACGACCCCUACCGCUGGUUGGAGGAUCCCGACUCGAACGAAACCAAAGAGUUCAUUGAGGCGCAGAACAGGAUAACGCGGCCGUACCUCGACGCGUGCCCCGUUAAGGCCGACAUCCACGAUCGCCUGACGGAGCUGUGGAACUACGAAAAAUACUCGUGCCCCUUCAGGCGGGGCGACAGAUAUUUCUUCUACAAGAACACUGGUCUGCAGAACCAGAAUGUGCUGUACGUGCAAGACAGCCUGGAGGGAGAGGCGCGCGUGUUCCUCGACCCGAACACGCUGUCGCCCGACGGCACGGUGGCCCUCUCCGGCAGCCGAUUCACGGAGGACGGCUCGACCCUCGCGUACGGCCUCUCGGCCAGCGGCUCCGACUGGAUCACCAUACACCUCAAGGACGUGGCCACAGGAAAAGACUACCCUGAGGUAUUGGAAAAGGUCAAAUUUGCAUCGAUGGCAUGGACGAAGGACAACAAAGGAUUGUUUUAUUCUCGAUACCCGGACGCGGCUGGAAAGGCGGACGGCUCGGAGACCGAAGUGAACCGUGAUCAGAAGCUUUGCUACCACCGCCUCAACACGCCCCAAUCCGAAGACGUCGUGGUGGUGGAAUUCCCCGAGGAGCCUCUAUGGAGGAUCGGCGCGGAGGUGUCGGACUGCGGGCGCUACCUGCUCGUGUCGCCUGUGCGCGACUGUCGCGACAACCUGCUGUUCUUCGCCGACCUCUCGAAGCACCCCGAGAUCACGGGCCUGCUGCCGCUCACCCAGAUCGUGCACAAGUUCGAGGCCGACUACGAGUACGUCACAAACGAGGGCUCCGUCUGCAUAUUCCGCACCAACAAGAACGCACCAAACUACCAGUUGAUCAAGAUCGAUCUUCACAACCCCGCCGAAGAGAACUGGCAGACAUUGAUACCCGAGCAUCCGAGGGAUGUUUUGGACUGGGCCUCGGCGGUCGACAACGAUAAACUAGUCAUCCACUACGUGCGGGAUGUAAAGAGCGUCCUCCAGCUGCACUGCAUGGAGAGCGGCGAGCUGCUGCAGACCUUCGAGCUGGACGUGGGCUCCGUGGUGGGCUUCUCCGGCAAGAAGCAGCACACGGAGAUAUUCUACCACUUCAUGUCCUUCCUCACGCCCGGCGUCAUCUACCACGUAGAUUUUAAGAAGCAGCCGUAUCAGCCCACGGUGUUUAGAGAAGUAAAAGUCAAGGGUUUCGACGCGUCACAGUAUGAGGCUAAACAGAUAUUCUACUCCAGCAAAGAUGGCACCAAAGUUCCUAUGUUUAUUGUAUCGAAAAAGGGCCUGCCUCGCGACGGCUCCAGUCCGGCCCUGCUCUACGGCUACGGCGGAUUCAACAUCAACGUGCAGCCGAGCUUCAGCGUGACGCGAUUGGUAUUCAUGCAGCACUUCGACGGCAUCGUCGCCAUACCGAACAUACGCGGCGGCGGCGAGUAUGGCGAGCGGUGGCACAACGCGGGCCGGCUGCUGAACAAGCAGAACGUGUUCGACGACUUCCAGGCGGCGGCGCAGUACCUCGUGGCGGAGCGCUACACGCGGCCAGGGCUGCUCACGGCGCAGGGCGGCUCCAACGGCGGGCUGCUCGUGGCCGCCUGCAUCAACCAGCGGCCCGACCUCUUCGGCGCCGCCAUCGUGCAGGUCGGCGUAUUGGACAUGCUGCGCUUCCAGAAGUUCACGAUAGGCCACGCGUGGGUGUCCGACUACGGCAGCUCGGACAACAAGACGCAGUUCGAGUACUUGCUCACCUAUUCGCCGCUGCACAAUAUACAGCCGCCCAAUAAUGGGCGUGCGGAGUACCCGGCGACGCUGGUGCUGUCGGCGGACCACGACGACCGCGUGGUGCCGCUGCACACGCUCAAGUUCAUCGCGGCGCUGCAGCACGCGGCGCGCGGCUCCCCGCAGCGGCGCCCGCUGCUGGCGCGCCUCGACACCAAGGCGGGCCACGGCGGCGGCAAGCCCACCGCCAAACUGAUCGAAGAACAUACAGACAUCCUAUGUUUUAUGACGCAAAGUCUUGGGCUCAAGUUUGUGAAG
This is a messenger RNA of Iphiclides podalirius (scarce swallowtail), 2220 nucleotides long. Lineage: Eukaryota; Metazoa; Arthropoda; Insecta; Lepidoptera; Papilionidae. The record is from the annotation of a GenBank genome assembly.